AUGACGUCGUUCCAACUAGUAUAUGGCCAUGAAGCUGUGGUUUCAGCCAAAAUAACAGUUCCUUCGUUAAGAGUGGAAAAGCAAAAAGAACUGUCGGCUAAUGAAUAUAGUGAGUUGAUGAAUGAAGAAAUGGAGGAAACACCUGAAACUCGGUUGUUGGCAUUGAAUCACUUACAAGCCUAUCAAAGCCGAGUGUGUGGUGCAUAUAAUAAAAAAGUAAGAGCUAAAUCCUUUGCAGUUGAUGAUUUGGUUCUUAAGCUAUUAUUUCCUAUCGAUCAGAAAGAUCGAGUAUAUGGUAAAUGGUCUUCGAAUUGGGAAGGACCAUUUCAGAUAAGCAGAAUCACAAAAGGGAAUGCAUAUUAUUUGAAAAACAAAGAUGGGUUAGAAAGUGAGAAGCCAGUUAAUGGAAAAUAUCUAAAAAAGGAUGCAGUUUAUAAAGUUGAGAAAGUUGUUCCUGAAGUUUCAUCCCUUCUGCUUUCUUGGACUUCAAUUGAUCUUGCAGUUGAAGUCGACGCUGGGAGGUACGGGCUAGAGUUGAUUCGGCUGCAGCUAAUUCUUCCUUAG
Messenger RNA from Ananas comosus (pineapple), 564 nucleotides. RefSeq lists its product as uncharacterized. Lineage: Eukaryota; Viridiplantae; Streptophyta; Magnoliopsida; Poales; Bromeliaceae. The transcript has 2 exons. The record is from RefSeq and is a predicted model, not a curated record. The coding region runs from base 1 to 564 and encodes 187 amino acids.